AUGGACCUCUUGCAAAAGGAGAAGAUCUACCUCUUCCGCCUGCACCUCAUCCUCGAGCAUCUGGGCAAACCCCUGCGCAAGUUCAACUCGCUCGACUACCUUGAUCUCCACAGUGUACUCGAUCCCUUCAUGCUAGUGCACAUGGAGACCAUCUACCGCUGCCACUCGAGCCUCUAUCAUACUCUGCUGAGGAUCGCCCGGCAAUGGGGCACCCACUCUACUAUUGGUGAUGUGUUCCUCCGCCAGACAGAAUGGAUGGGAGCGCACUACGCUCCCUAUAUGUGCGCCUACAAUGUGGCCCUGCACACCCAGCGUCUCCUGCCCACCGUGCCCGAGUUCCAACCGCUCCGAGAGGAAUUUGAAAAGAGGAAGGAGGUGGGUGGAAUGCCACUGGAAGCGUUCUUGCUGCUGCCCAUCCAGCGAAUCCCCAGCUACAAGCGCGCCCUCAAGGAGAUGAGCCGCAACACGGAGGAGGACCAUCCCGAUUGGCAACUGCUUCAAGCCGCCAUCAACCUGCUCGACCGUCUCCUUGCCGACCUCUCCUCGCGCGCUCGCCUGAUCCGCACCUCCACCAAGCCUUCGUCGCGCCCCAUCCAUGGCUCGUAG
Acanthamoeba castellanii str. Neff is the source of this 606-nucleotide messenger RNA. Its product is annotated as RhoGEF domain containing protein. Bases 1 to 606 code for a protein of 201 amino acids. The transcript is spliced from 6 exons. The record is from RefSeq and is a predicted model, not a curated record. Gene Ontology annotation, molecular function: guanyl-nucleotide exchange factor activity. Lineage: Eukaryota; Discosea; Longamoebia; Acanthamoebidae.